AUGUCAACGGAUGCAUCUUGUGGUUCUGACAACUGUAGCACCAGUGGAGUUGCAGGGACGUUUUCUAAUACAAAUCAAAAAGAUCACAUGCCUAAUGGGGUUAGCAAUCACAUAGGAAGGGAUCAAAGUACGAACAGUAUGAAAGUUGAUGUAUCUAGUAACGAAAAAGCUUCAGGUUCGAGAAGCAGCAUAAGUGUUGAUGAAAGUGAUGCUGAUAAUGCCAUUGGAGUUGACAGUAGCGAUGUGAAAGGCAGAAAACAGCUGAGUGAGUGGGCUUGCCAGCGAUGCACUCUUCUGAAUUCCAACAGUCAUCAUCGCUGUGAUGUGUGUGGUUCUCCUCGCCAUGUACGUCUCCCAACCCUGUCCAACCUUGAAUCAGAUUGUUCUAAAACUUUACCAGAAGCCAGUAGUGACAUCUGUUUUUAUUGUAAUAAGGCUAAAGGUUGUGAGUCAUGCUGUGGUGCUGGCAACAUAAAAGAGAAUGAUAGAAACUCCAAGCCUCAAACAGCUGCAAGUGCAGACAUUUCAAAUGACUUUGGCAAAAGGGACUCACCAAAAGACUCUUCCAUGCUUACUAAGGAAGAUUCAUUUCCACCCCCCGGUAAUGAAGUCGAGUGGACAUGUUCAGUUUGCACAUUUCAAUGUAACCCACAUUGGGAAACUGAAUGUCAGGUUUGCCGUAAGUCUAAAAUAAAUCCAAAGAAAUCAAAAACGGAACAAAAUAGAGUGUCCCCACCUAGUCCCAUAGAUAUAAACAAAGACAGUGUCACCUACGUACAUCGACCUAACAAAGACUCUCUUAUACAACAUCCUCCCCAGAAUGCAACCACCCAAUGGGAUUGUCGGAAAUGUACUUUCAAAAACACAGCAGAAAAUGGCUGGAAGUGUGCUAUGUGCGAUGAACUUCACCCACAACCUGACGUGCAAAUCUGGCAAUGUGUUACAUGCACUUUACAUAAUACACUGGGAGAUCUUGUAUGUAAAGCUUGCAAGACUGCUAAAAAUCAUAUUUUGCCAGAAAGGGCACCAAAGGAAACUGUCAAUGCAGCUGCAGCGGCUGGUACAAGUAAAAAGCAUUCAGUUAGUGACAACGUUGAAGUCUUCACUGAUGGUGAACUACCUUCCUCAUUUGAGUUUCACAGACAGGAGAGUUCUUUAAUUGAGGAGAUUCGCAUUAUCGAGGAGAGAGAGGCUAACGACCUUUGCCAGCAGAUCAUACAUCACUGCAAAGCGAAUAAAGAACCAUUUGUGGAUGACCAGUUCCCACCUGCCCAGAAGUCUCUCUUCCGAAACCCCGACACAGGCUUCAUUGAGAAGUCGAUUCAGUGGCUAAGACCACAUGAAAUUGUUACCAACCUGUUUGAGGAGAGGCGUUUACCGUGGGUGGUAUAUCGAACCCCCAUGCCAGAGGAUAUUAAACAAGGAAUUCUAGGAAAUUGUUGGUUUCUCAGUGCGCUGGCAGUACUCGCAGAGAGACGUGAGCUGGUUGAGCACAUUGUGUUGACAAACAAGAUCUGUCCAGAGGGAGUCUACCAGGUCCGGCUGUGUAAAGAUGGCUUAUGGAGGACAGUUCUCAUAGAUGACCUUCUGCCAUGUCAUCCAAACAGAACACUGGUGUUUUCAAAGGCAAUGCGCAAGCAACUUUGGGUUCCCCUGAUAGAGAAGGCCAUGGCAAAACUAGCUGGAUGCUACAAGGCUUCAGAAGCUGGGAAGUGCAUCGAAGGACUCUCAGUGUUGACUGGUGCACCAUGUGAGAGCAUUUCUUUGCAAAAAAAUGGAAGCAGAGAAGAAGACAUAUUUCCUGACCUCAUUUGGGCAAAGCUGCUCAGCAGCAGAGACCAAAAGUUUCUGAUGGGGGCUUCGUGUGGUGGAGGAAACAUGGUAACAGAUGAUGAGGAAUUCCACAAAGUUGGGCUGAGAACAAAACAUGCCUACUCUAUAUUGGAUGUUCAGGAUCUGGAAGGAAAUAAAUUAAUCCAGCUAAGAAAUCCUUGGGGCUGUUUCUCAUGGAAGGGCAACUGGAGUGACGAAUCCCCUUCCUGGGAGACUGUAUCUGCUGACGGUCGCCAGAAGCUGAUGGCUAUGGGAGAAGAGCAAGGAAUAUUUUGGAUGGAUUUUUCUGACCUCAUGAGGUAUUUUGAUUGUGUGGAUGUAUGCAAGGUCCGCCCAGAUUGGCAGGAAACUCGCAUUAAGGGAGCUUUUCCCAGGAAUGGUGCUGACCAACCAAAAGUGAUCAGUCUCACAGUGUUCACAACAACACAGAUUGAACUAGGAUUGUUUCAAGAAGGUUCCAGAGGGGACUAUUCCAGGUACCCCCUAGAUUUGUGUAUUGUGGUGUUACAUGAGAGCCUUGAUCCAGACAGGGUGUCUGUAGGAAAGAUAGUGACACACAGUCAGCGCCAGCUUCGGGGCUUUGUUGGCUGUGAUCACAUGUUCAGCCCUGGACAGUACAUUCUUGUGCCCAUGGCUUUCAGUCACUGGAAUGAUAGCAGGGAAUCUGCUCCGCCGAGCUAUGUGGUGUCCAUUCACAGUUCCAAGAAAGUCAUGGUUGAGGACAAUCUCUAUAAGGGACCUUAUAUCCUAGCAGACACCUUGAUUCAACUGGCAGUGGUAAAAGGCACCAAGGAAGAGCUCAGACGAGGAGUUAACGCAUACACUCUGAUGAACGGCUGGGCAGGCAGCAUUAUCGUUGUGGAAAACCUGCUGCCAAACUCCUGGGCACAUGUCCAGUGUAACUGUGUGAACAGCGUCAACAUUGUUUCCACGCGUGGCACGCUGGAGGCUGCUGAUGUCAUUCCCCCACACCACAGGCAAGUGAUCAUGGUGUUGUCCCACCUGGAGCGCAGCCAAGCCUACCACCUGUCCCGGCAGCUCAUUCACCGCCUGACAAGCUACCCGUGUGGGCUUGGAGAAUGGGCUCCUCCCCCUUUCGGUAGUGCAUUCCACUACCCGGAGAUCUCCAGAGAUGCUGCCCCUGUACAUACACCAAGAUUUUAUGUUUGA
Molecule: messenger RNA, 3003 nt
Organism: Candidula unifasciata
Lineage: Eukaryota; Metazoa; Mollusca; Gastropoda; Stylommatophora; Geomitridae
Source: the annotation of a GenBank genome assembly